AUGCCGGACCCGUCUACUGCAGCAGCUGGUUGUCGUAAUUUCUACUGCCAGUUGGACCAGGACCACCCCUACCCUCCCAACAGGACGCUAGAGACGGACCGACAGCAUGGCUACGGGAGGGUGGAUGUGCAGUACCACGGCAAAUUCAUCAGGGGAUCCAGUGUUGAGAUUUUGUUCUCAUCCGACUACUGCGGCGAUCCUAGUACUAUCAGCCACGGCGAGCGGAUUGACUCUACCACGUCACCGCCCGAGGAUGCCGGGAAGGUUUUCCUGCCCGGAGACUCUGUGACGUACUCCUGCGAGCCUGGGUACGAGAUGGUGGGCCCGGCGACUCUGACCUGCGCCCCGGGAACGGGAACAGUGUACAAGUACCGCUGGGACAACUACAGACCCUACUGUAGAAGAACCAGCUGGCCCCCCUGUACAGACCCCGGCUUUCCCAAACACGGAUCCCAGCAGCACCCCGACGGUUAUGACGUAGGCAGCACGGUCACGUUCACCUGCAACACCGGGUACUACCCGAGCGGGUCCCAGGCGAGGACGUGCGGGCCCCGGCCGGACGGCUCCUCCGAGUGGAGCGGGGUGCAGCCGACAUGCGUCCUGGCACCCUGUGAAAAGCCAUCGGUGCCGGCUCACGCAAAGGUGACGGUGAUGUCGCUGCCAGACCUUGGGUACGUGGCUGUGUUCGAGUGCGACCCAGGUUACGUCAUGACGUCAGGAUCACCUGUGCGCACCUGUCGAAACGGCGCGUGGGACGGAGAGACACCUGUCUGCGAAGUAAAAGGCACCACUCCACUACCAACACCCACGGAACCAUCUACACCAGAACCGACAACAACAUCAGAGCCGUCCGAUACUACAGCGUCACUCACCACAACUGGACAGACUACGUUAGGUGAAACCACAACCGGGCAAACUACGUUAGGCCACUCCUCUACGGUGCCUCUUACGUCACCAGGAACAACGGGGGCAUCAACAUCAUCACCUGAAACAACCAAUCGGCACACAGCAACGACAAACCCGACAACCAACCAGAAGGAAUCAACUACGAUAUCGAAAACCACAAGACCAGAGAGUACAAUUCUAACAAAUACAGCACCCACCGUAACACCUGCUUCUAAUGGGACAAAAGGGCCACCGGGAAAGCAGGGGCGAGCGGUAAAUACAGGGGCGGCGAUAGGAGGAAGCGUUUCCGCCGUUGUGCUGGUGGCUGCUGUUAUCGGUGGUGUUUGUUACUACCGCAAGAAGUGCAGAACUCAGGAGCCUGAGAUUGAACGGGAAUGGCUGCAUAUCAACAACCCUACUACGCCAUACCAGCCCACCGCCCAGCCUGAGACCGGGCAUCUGGAAGAGCCAUUUUCUCUGGACGGCGCGAUCAGAAUGGAGGACAUCACAACUCUGGUGAUCAGUGACGCCCCCUGGGGACACAACCCUGCACUGCAGGACGACUACUGGUAGUUAAUCUACGCAAGCAGAAUUUGGACACUUGGUGUUGUAUAUAGUAUGUACAUGUGUAUGGAUCUCUGAAUCGAUAACAAAGUAUUUAAAGAAGAAAAACAUGUAAAAUGAAAAAUGGAUUUUAAAAAAUGGAAGCUAAUAUAGAUCAUCUCGAAGCAGAUGUUACUGUUGUUGCACACAUGUGUAUUUGACCGAUAUUAAAACAUGUGUUCACCUUUAUCCGAGGGUAACCUAUAUUUGUUGUUUUAAGAAAAAUCGUAUUUAGGGAUAUCAAGUCGACGAACGGUGGUUUCAAAUCGGAAUAUUUUGAAAAUAUUGCAAAUGUGAAACCACUGUCAGCAAACUUAAUUUUAGUGCUCCUAAAUGUGCUGUUUUUAAAAAAACAACGGACAAAGGUCACCCCAUGGAUAAAGGUGAACUGGCGUUAAUGUACUGCUAGUAAAGCUUUCAGAUAAACUGUUUGUAUCUCCAAACAGAUGUCGGAGGUUAUUGUUGCAUGUAUACAGGGGAAUUUCAGGAAUUAUUCGGAGAUAUUUGCAAAAUAUUGAUAUAAGAUUUCAGAUAAUUGUAUCAAACGUUACACAUAUGUUAUAAGACAAAAGCUAUUAAGCUUUUAAAAAUUUGUAAAAAAAAGUUCUAAAAUAUAUUUCGACUAAACCAUCAAUGGUCAGUGACAUUAACAUUUUCUUGACGAGUCGUAAUGACUCCAUUGCUAAUAAAUUUCUCUAUGCUGUACGUACACGUUACAGUUUACAAUGUAUGUGGGACAUUUCCUAAUAGAAUGUUAUGUGAGUAAGGUA
Branchiostoma floridae (Florida lancelet) is the source of this 2258-nucleotide messenger RNA. RefSeq names its product CUB and sushi domain-containing protein 1-like. The transcript is spliced from 11 exons. The record is from RefSeq and is a predicted model, not a curated record. Bases 1 to 1458 code for a protein of 485 amino acids. Lineage: Eukaryota; Metazoa; Chordata; Leptocardii; Amphioxiformes; Branchiostomatidae.